AUGAAUCUUGUGCGGAAAGUUAUUUCAUGUGUUAUGGCCCCCAAAGCGAUUGGACCAUAUAGGAAAGAAAUAUAUAGCCAAGCCAUUUUCGCAGCCAAAACAUUGUACAUUUCAGGUCAGCUUGGCAUAAAUCCAGAGACAAUGGAAAUUGCCGGCCCUUCCGUCGAGCAGCAGACAGAACAGACCUUAAAGAACUUAUCCAGUAUUGUCAAGGCAAGCGGUGGACAAAUGAAGGAUAUUGUGAAGACUACGAUCCUCUUAGCUAACAUGGAGGACUUUGCAACUGUCAACGAGAUCUAUGCAAAGUAUUUCACCGACCCAUAUCCUGCUAGAGUCUGCUACGCUGUAAAGGCCUUACCAAAGAAUGCUCUAGUCGGAAUUGAGGCUAUCGCAGUUCUGGAUUUGCAGUGA
Messenger RNA from Echinococcus granulosus, 411 nucleotides. RefSeq lists its product as hypothetical. Gene Ontology annotation, cellular component: cytosol. The transcript has 4 exons. The record is from RefSeq and is a predicted model, not a curated record. Gene Ontology annotation, molecular function: deaminase activity. Bases 1 to 411 code for a protein of 136 amino acids. Lineage: Eukaryota; Metazoa; Platyhelminthes; Cestoda; Cyclophyllidea; Taeniidae.